Saprolegnia parasitica CBS 223.65 is the source of this 612-nucleotide messenger RNA. RefSeq lists its product as hypothetical. NCBI's taxonomy places the organism in Eukaryota, Oomycota, Saprolegniomycetes, Saprolegniales, Saprolegniaceae. The record is from RefSeq and is a predicted model, not a curated record. The coding region runs from base 1 to 612 and encodes 203 amino acids. The transcript has 2 exons.
AUGCUGCAAGUGGACGCGGGGACCUGUGUUGGCUUCAAGGCGCUGCCCCACCCGCUCACCGCGCUGCCAAAUUCCAAUGGCAGUGACUGGUCGGCUCUCUACCCCCAAUUCACGCUCGAGCAAGCCGUCGCGUACGCCCCCAACCAGUGGGAGCGGGGUCAUGCCCAAGUCCAGAUCGUUGCGCUGACCCUUCGUUCACCGCUGACGCUAUUUCUGUGCAACGACACCGUCUUUCAAGCUGGCACGAUCGAUGGCGCGACCAAGGCAGCGCGACUUCGCGCAGUGUAUACGCAGUUUCAAGCACAGCACCGUGACGUGCGUUCGCUCUUAACGUCGCUGCCGCUUCUGGAUGCCUUUGGCGCCAUUGACACUGCCGUCGUGCUCUGGGACGCGACGACGCCAGAGCUCGUGCUGCCUCACGCGCUGACCUCCAUGGACAGGUUGCACGUCUCGUCGCCGCUGAUGCGUCUGGAAGAGACGAUUCCGCGCGCUUGCUUGCUCGACAGCGCGACUUGGCUCUCGGCACUGCAGCUUGAUCCGUUCACGUCUGUGGCGACGUCCCUGCUGGCUACCAUCGCCAUGCAUUUCAACGCGUCGACUAACGACCUCUAA